CAUAUUGCUGGUUAGAUCUUUGCCAAAGCAGACAGAGACACAAAUUAGUUGUGAAAAUGUGGGCCUUGUUGGUGCUCGCUCUUGCCCUCACUGUUAGGGCAUCAGAAACCAGCAACGACACAGCAGUGGAAGAAAAACCUGUCAUAGCCAGAGCUAAACUGAUGGCUCCCAGUGUGGUCGGAUGAGGCAUAAAGAAGCUGCCUGAGCUCUAUCAUUUCCUCAUGGAGCGAUCGGCUUUAUACCACAACUUGGAAUAUGAUUCAUCGGAGGAGAAGAAUCCCCGUCUGAUAUUCUAUAAUGAAAAGGACGAGGUUGUAAAGACUGUUCCCGUGAAGAAAAUGAAGGCGGACGAGAUCAGCAGCCUGUUGGAGUCUCUGGGUUUCUACAAGAGGUCCCAGAAAGGGGAAGAGGUGCCAGAGGAGUUCCAGCAUUUCCCCCUGCCAGCCCCCAGGGACGAGCUGUGAUGACACCUUGUGGCCAAACUCUGCUUCUGCACUUCCAGACCUGCAUUAAUGACGACUGGGGCCCAAAGGCUGGAACAGCAGCCAGGCCCCCCUCUGAGGACUCGCAGGCUGGGUGCAGAGUGCAGGGUGUUGCUCUGUCAUUGUGUUUAUUUACUAAAUUUAAAUAAAAAUACUAUAAAACACUAAAAAAGAA
This is a messenger RNA of Amphiprion ocellaris (clown anemonefish), 657 nucleotides long. It is a transcript of the gene selenoe, whose product is annotated as selenoprotein e. Gene Ontology annotation, cellular component: endoplasmic reticulum lumen. Gene Ontology annotation, molecular function: oxidoreductase activity. NCBI's taxonomy places the organism in Eukaryota, Metazoa, Chordata, Actinopteri, Pomacentridae. The transcript has 4 exons. The record is from RefSeq and is a predicted model, not a curated record.